GGGAGGGCUCUUCCGGUGUCAUGGCGCUGAAGUACUUUCCCUUGGCACUUUGCAGGGUGCACCCUAGCUGAAUGGGCUGCUUUUUGUGAACUCUACAACCUACAGCUUGUAUAGGAAAUACCCUAGGAGACCCUCAAGCUGCGCAAUGGAGUCAGUGACAUUUGAGGAUGUGACUGUGAACUUCACCAUUGAGGAGUGGACUUUGCUGAGUGCAUCCCAAAGGAAGCUCUACAGAGAUGUGAUGGAGGAAACCUUUCAGAACAUUGUGAAUAUAGAGAGACUCUUGGAUAACAAGAAAGUGGAAGAAGAGUACAAUAAGUAUUGCAGAAAUCUAAGAAAUGAAGACACUGAGAAAUGCUAUCAAUAUAAAGGCUGGAAUCAGGAUAAAGAAUGCUUCCUCUGCACUCAAGAUGCUAAUGUCCAUAUGAAACCAUGUAGUUUAAAACCAAUUGAAAGUCUUUCUUGUAGAAAGCUUCAGAUUGGGCCUUUUUCACUAAACAUGCCCAUCAGAGCUCACAGUAGAGUAAAGCCUGAUAACUAUUUUGAAAUUAAAGGGAAGCUGUUUAAAUAUAAUGAAAAUAGAAAAAACUGGAAUGAUUUGCAGUCAUUUCAGAAUCAUGCAAGGACAGAGGCUUGCAAGAAAACAUGUGAACAUGAUCAGUGUGAGAAAUCUUGCUCUAGUCUUAGUGAAAGAACUCAUCUUAGAGACAAGACAUUUGCAUGCCCAAAAAAGUUAAAUGUCUCCAGCAAACCUAGUGAUGUUCAGAUGUAUCAGACAAACCACAGGGGUGGUAUACCCGCUGUAUGUAAGCAAUGUGGGAAAGCUUUCAGCACACAUUCUAUUUCUCAACAACAUGCAAUAAUUGAGAUGGAAGAGAAAAACAAUGUGUGCAAACAAUGUGAGAAAGCUUUCAGUACACAGAAGUAUUCUAAAAGACAUGAAAAAACUCACACUGGUGACAAACCUUAUGUAUGUAAGCAAUGUGGGAAAACUUUCAGUAUACAGAGAAAUUAUAAAAGUCAUGAAAAAUCUCACACUGCUGAGAAACCUUAUGUAUGUAAACAAUGUGGGAAAGCUUACAGUACACAAAAUUAUUGUAAACUACAUGAAACGAUUCACACUAGUGAGAAAACUUAUGCAUGUAAGCAAUGUGGGAAAGCUUUCAGCACACCGAGUUCUUGUAAAAUACAUGAAAGAUCUCACACUGGUGAGAAACCUUAUGUAUGUAAGCAAUGUGGGAAAGCUUUCACCACACAGAGGAACUGUAAACUACAUGAAAGAUCUCACACUGGUGAGAAACCUUAUGUAUGUAAGCAAUGUGGGAAAGCUUUCAGCACACAGAGUUAUUGUAAACUACAUGAAAAGUUUCACACUGGUGAGAAACCUUAUGUAUGUAAGCAAUGUGGGAAAGCUUUCAGUAAACAAGAGCAUUGUAAAAGACAUGAAAGAACUCACACUGGUGAGAAACCUUAUGUAUGUAAGGAAUGUGGGAAAGGUUUCACAACAAAGAGUUACUGUAAAUUACAUGAAAUAUCUCACACUGGUGAGAAACCUUAUGUAUGUAAGCAAUGUGGGAAUACUUUCAUCACACAGAAUUCUUAUAAAUUACAUGAAAGAUCUCACACUGGUGAGAAACCUUAUGUAUGUAAGCAAUGUGGGAAAGGUUUCAGCACACAGAGUUAUUGUAAACUACAUGAAAGAUCUCACACUGGUGAGAAACCUUAUGCCUGUAAGCAAUGUGGGAAAGCUUUCAGCAUACAUAGCUCUUGUAAACUUCAUGAAAUGAUUCACACUGGUGAGAAACCUUACAUAUGCAAGCAAUGUGGAAAAGCUUUCAUCACACGGAGGAAUUGUAAACUACAUGAAAGGUCUCACAUUGUUGAGAAACCUUACGUAUGUAAACAUUGUGGGAAAGCUUUCAGCACACAGAAUUAUUGUAAACUUCAUGAAAGUUUUCACACUGGUGAGAAACCUUAUGUAUGUAAGCAAUGUGGGAAAGCUUUCAGCACACAGAGUUAUUGUAAACUACAUGAAAGGUUUCACACUGGUGAGAAACCUUAUGUAUGUAAGCAAUGUGGGAAAGCUUUCAGUAAACAGGAGCAUUGUAAAAGACAUGAAAGGUUUCACACUGGUGAGAAACCUUAUGUAUGUAAGGAAUGUGGGAAAGCUUUCAGCACACAGAGUUAUUGUAAAGUACAUGAAAUAUCUCACACUGGUGAGAAACCUUAUGUAUGUAAGCAAUGUGGGAAAGCUUUCAGUAAACAGGAGCAUUGUAAAAGACAUGAAAGAACUCACAUUGGUGAGAAACCUUACAAGUAAUCAAUAUGUGAAAGCUUUCAGCAUACAGAGUUAUGGUAAACUACAUGAAAGUUUUCACACUGGUGAGAAACCUUAUGUAUGAAGCAAUGUGGGAAAGCUUUCAGCACACAGAGUUAAUUGUAAACUACAUGAAAAGUCUCACACUGGUGAGAACUCUUAUGUAUAUGAGCAAUUUGGGAAAGCUUUUACUACACAGGACUUGUGAAAUAUAUGAACAAUCUCACACUUAUGAGACAUCUUAUGUCGUGAGUGUCUAGAGCACUCUGAACUCCGGGCAAGGUAAACACGCACGCCUUGUCGGGACACGGGGGGUACAGCGCUUGGAAAAGAAAGACAGGAGAGACACCUUUGCUGUCUGCACCGCGUUACACUGCACUGCACUGCACUGUACGCACAAUCUUUAUUUUAGGAUUCAUAUAUAGUAAACCCGAUCAAUUCACAGAGCCCAGAUAAUUAAGUAGUGAAAAGGCAUUCUUUGUGGCAAGCUACAACGU
Messenger RNA from Cavia porcellus (domestic guinea pig), 2814 nucleotides. RefSeq names its product zinc finger protein 14-like. The record is from RefSeq and is a predicted model, not a curated record. Gene Ontology annotation, cellular component: nucleus. The transcript has 4 exons. Gene Ontology annotation, biological process: regulation of transcription by RNA polymerase II. Gene Ontology annotation, molecular function: DNA-binding transcription factor activity, RNA polymerase II-specific. Bases 146 to 2320 code for a protein of 724 amino acids. NCBI's taxonomy places the organism in Eukaryota, Metazoa, Chordata, Mammalia, Rodentia, Caviidae.